Molecule: messenger RNA, 2372 nt
Organism: Syngnathus acus (greater pipefish)
Lineage: Eukaryota; Metazoa; Chordata; Actinopteri; Syngnathiformes; Syngnathidae
Gene: naalad2
Product: N-acetylated alpha-linked acidic dipeptidase 2
Exons: 20
Coding region: 69-2285 (738 amino acids)
Molecular function (GO): carboxypeptidase activity
Source: RefSeq, a predicted model, not a curated record
UGACCGCGGAUGUAUGAGGCACUUGUCUGGAUUGUCGGAAGCUUGUGCACGGUGCAGCGUGGGACAACAUGACGAAACGUAGUAGAUCCAUUCGCUAUAUCUGGUGGAUUUCGGCCGUGGCAGCUUUGUUUUGUUUGGGUUUUAUCGUAGGCUGGUUAGCAAAACCCACCCACCCAAACUAUGCAAGCAGUGCCUCCAGUCAAUAUAUGAGGGAGUUUCUGGAUGAAAUGCAUCCUAGCAAGAUCAGAGAGCACCUCAGGAAAUUUACACGUCUCCCCCACCUGUCAGGCACAGAGCAGAACCUGAAAUAUGCGGAACAGAUUCAAACAGAGUGGCAGGAAUUUGGCUUGGACUCAGUAGAGAUGGUGCCGUAUGACGUCCUGCUGUCCUACCCAAAUGUAUCGCAGCCCAAUUACAUUGCAAUAGUUGACGCACGAGGCAAUGAGGUUUUCAACACCUCCUUGGCUGAGCCCAGUCCUGAGAGUUAUGAAGACGUCGCCAACAUUGUGCCUCCCUACAGUGCCUUCUCUGCUAAAGGACAGCCUGAGGGGGAAUUGGUGUACGUCAACUACGGCCGCACCGAAGACUUUUCCCAGUUGGAGAGGCAGAUGGGAAUUAAUGUGACUGGCAAAAUUGUCAUUGUCAGAUACGGGAAGAUAUUCCGGGGCAACAAAGUGAAGAAUGCGAUGCUGGCAGGCGCAAAGGGACUUAUUUUGUUCUCCGAUCCAGCUGAUUACAGUGCAGAUGGAGUCAAGCCAUAUCCUGAAGGCUGGAACCUUCCGGGUGGUGGAGCUCAGAGAGGAAACGUUAUGAACCUGAAUGGAGCAGGAGAUUCUCUCACACCGGGAUAUCCUGCUAAAGAAUAUACCUACAGAUCCCGUCCUGAAGAUGGAGUGGGACUUCCCAGCAUCCCUGUGCAUCCCAUUGGCUACCAUGAUGCAUUUCAUCUUCUCAAGAAUAUGGGGGGACAAAUUUCUCCAAACAACUGGAAAGGAGCUUUAAAUGUUUCCUACAAAAUCGGCCCAGGCUUUACAGAUGACUUCAAGAGCCAGUUAGUGCGCAUGAACAUCUACACUAAUAAUCAGGUGACAAGGAUCUACAAUGUCAUUGGAAGGAUAAGAGGAGCUCUAGAGCCAGACAGAUGUGUGAUUCUGGGCGGACACCGUGACGCUUGGGUUUUUGGAGGAAUCGAUCCCAUGUCGGGAGCUGCUUUGGUCCAUGAAACUGUCCGCAGCGCUGGCAAGCUUCUCAGAAAGGGGUGGAGGCCAAGACGAACAAUAAUAUUUGCCAGCUGGGAUGCUGAGGAAUUUGGAUUGCUGGGCUCCACAGAAUGGGCAGAGGACAAUGCCAAACUACUUCAGGAGAGAGCCGUGGCCUACAUUAAUGCCGACUCUGGCAUAGAGGGUAUGUACACGCUCAGGGUUGACUGUACACCAUCUCUGCACACGCUAGUAUAUGACCUCACAAAGCAGAUAGCCAGUCCAGAGAAAGGAGAGGAAGGAGUUUCUCUGUAUGAAAGUUGGCACAAGAGAGACAACUGGACAAAUAACCGUGAUGCCCCUCGGAUCAGCAAGCUGGGCUCAGGAAGUGAUUUCGAAGCCUAUUAUGUUCGUCUGGGAAUUGCAGCGGGCAGAGCAAGAUACACCAAGAACAGGAAAAUGGAGCGAUACAGCAAUUAUCCUGUCUAUCACACGGUUUAUGAAACAUUCGAGCUUGUGGAGAAGUUUUAUGACCCUUCCUUCACGAGGCUUCGGGCUGUGGCUCAAGUGAGAGGCGGGCUCGUCUUCCUCCUGGCGGAUUCCCAAAUCAUCCCUCUGGAUGCCAACCAGUAUGCCAUCUCCCUCGACAAGUACGCACACAGCAUUGCAGAGAUCGCACAAACACACCCCAAGGAGAUGCAGACAUACAAGGUGUCUUUUGACUCCUUGUUUUCAGCAGUUGAAAAUUUUACCAUUGCAGCAAGGGAGUUCCACGAGCGCCUACAACAUGUCAACAGAGCAGAUCCUCUGCAGAUACGUAGAAUGAACGAUCAGCUCAUGUAUCUGGAGAGAGCCUUUAUAGACCCCCAGGGUUUACCUGGAAGACCAUUCUACAGGCAUGUGGUAUUUGCUCCAAGCAGCCAUAAUAAAUAUGCAGGAGAGUCUUUCCCCGGGAUCUACGACGCAUUGUUUGACAUUGAGCGCUCAGCGAACCAAGAGAAGGCUUGGAAUGAAGUUAAACGACAAAUUAGCAUAGCAGCAUUCACAGUCCAUGCUGCUGCCAUGACACUUGAACCGCCUGGAUGAUGCACACAUGAGAUAAGAUGAGCUAGCAACUUUUUCAAACUAAAUGUGCCUUGACUUAAUAAAGGAUGGGACUCACUGAAAAUGUAA